Messenger RNA from Synchiropus splendidus (mandarinfish), 6666 nucleotides. RefSeq names its product sodium/calcium exchanger 2-like. Gene Ontology annotation, molecular function: calcium:sodium antiporter activity. Gene Ontology annotation, biological process: sodium ion transmembrane transport; cell communication; calcium ion import across plasma membrane. Gene Ontology annotation, cellular component: postsynapse; sarcolemma; axon. The coding region runs from base 371 to 3343 and encodes 990 amino acids. The record is from RefSeq and is a predicted model, not a curated record. The transcript has 17 exons. Lineage: Eukaryota; Metazoa; Chordata; Actinopteri; Syngnathiformes; Callionymidae.
GAGAGAGAGGGAGAGGGAGAGGGAGGGAGGUCGCAGCGCAGCUUCCACUCAGUCUCUCUCAGUUUCGUCAGAGAUGCGCAUCGCUUGGAGCCCGACCUGGAUCUAGAACACACGGGCGACUGAAACGUCACAAGCCGAUGAGUUUGAUUCAGAUUUGGUUUCCUGUGGGAGGCUUCACGGCGUGAUGUUUCAGAGCCUAUGUCUUGGAUGGAAAAGGUUUAUAAAACACGAUCAGGAGUGAAAAGCUUCUUCUUUGUCUCCGCAGCCGGUCGAUGACUCUAUGAGGAUCCAGCGCUGACGCACCUGAGACUAGUGGUGAACUAGUCGCUGCCAGAGCCCCCUGCUGAAGCUUCCUCCACGCACCGCCGUCAUGCCUCUCUCUGCGUCCCUCACUCCCUUCCUGCUCCUUGCCUUCGUCUUCCUCCUCCCACUGCCACUGUGUCGGUCGGAGUCCCAGCGCAGUGACCCCAGCAGUAUCCCAGGACUUCGGGGGGUCUCGCCCUCCAUGUUCCCCUCCUCCUUCCAGCCCUCUUUGGCCUACAACAACAACAGUUCCACGGUGGGGACGAAGGACAAGUGCUUGGAUGACACUAAGUGCAUGCCUGGGAUCUUGCUGCGCGUCUGGGAGCCCCUGAAUCCGGGACUGGGAGAGAAGGUGGCCCGGGCUGUGGUCUACUUCUUGUCUCUUAUGUACAUGUUCCUGGGAGUGUCCAUCAUCGCUGACCGCUUCAUGGCUUCAAUCGAGGUCAUCACGUCGCAGGAGAAGGAGGUGACGAUCACGAUGCCAAACGGAGAAACAUCAGUGGCGACGGUUCGAAUCUGGAAUGAAACUGUUUCAAAUCUCACUCUCAUGGCUUUGGGCUCCAGCGCUCCUGAGAUCCUGCUGUCCGUCAUUGAGAUCUGCGGUCAUGGCUUCGAGGCUGGCGAGCUGGGACCUGGCACCAUCGUGGGCAGCGCCGCCUUCAACAUGUUUGUGAUCAUCGGCAUCUGCGUGUGGACCAUCCCCAACGGUCAGAGUCGCAAGAUCAAACACCUGCGAGUCUUCUUCAUCACCGCCUUCUGGAGCAUCUUCGCCUACAUCUGGCUCUACCUCAUCCUGUCCGUCAUGUCUCCAGGAGUCGUGGAGCUGUGGGAAGCUCUGGUCACUCUGCUCUACUUCCCUGUAUGCGUCAUCCUCGCCUGGAUCGCUGACCGCCGUCUGCUCUUCUACAAGUACAUGGGCAAGCGGUACCGCGCGGACAAACGCCAUGGCAUCGUAGUGGAGACAGAAGGAGACCUGACCCCCAACAAGGGGGGCAUGGAGAUGAUCAUGGAUGGAAAGUUCCCGCCCAGAAGUGGCGCCGUGGUGCCCGCAGAGAACUGCGGAGCUGCCGCUCAGGACGGGGCCACCGGUGCUGCAACCAAUAACGUUGGUGCUGCAGCUGGAGGUGGGGGGGUCGGCGGGAAUCUGCCCAACUCCAACAGCACGAUGGUCAACGUGGAGAGCAGCAAGGAACUGGACGAGAGCCGCAAGGAGGUGAUCCGUAUCCUCAAAGAGCUGAAGCAGAAAUACCCCGACAAAGAGCUGGACCAGCUCGUGGAGCUGGCAAACUACUACGCACUGCUGCACCAGCAGAAGAGCCGGGCCUUCUACCGCAUCCAGGCGACUCGGAUGAUGAUCGGAGCAGGAAACGUCCUGAAGAAACACGCUGCUGACCACGCUCGCCGCACAGCCGUGACCGACGAGGAAGCACCUGAAGACGAUGACCUGGAGCUGUGCAGCCGCAUCUCCUUCGAGAGCGCUCACAGUCAGUGCAUGGAAAACUGCGGUGUCCUGACGCUGGCCGUUGUCUGCCAAGGUGGUUUGGGAGAAAACACCUUCUAUGUGGACUACAGGACGGAAGAUGGCUCUGCCAAUGCAGGGUCCGACUACGACUACAGCGAGGGAACGCUGGUGUUCAAACCCGGGGACACUCGGAAAGAGAUCAAGGUCGGCAUCAUAGACGACGACAUCUUCGAGGAGGACGAGCACUUCUUCGUGCGUCUGCUCAACCUGCGUGUUGGCGACGCGGAGGGAAUGUUCGAAAGCGACGAGGUGGGCGCCGCCCCUAAAGCUCGGCUGGUGGAGCCCCUGGUGGCCACAGUGACCAUCCUGGACGACGAUCACGCCGGCAUCUUCACCUUCAGCGAGCGCAUGGUUCGUGUGAGCGAGAGCGUCGGCACCAUGGAGGUGACGGUGGUGCGUAACUCCGGAGCCCGCGGCACCGUCAUCCUGCCGUACCACACCGAGUCAGGAACCGCUAAGGCUGGGGAGGAUUACGAGGACGCCAGAGGAGAGCUGGAGUUCACCAACGAUCAGACCACUCAGACUCUGCAGAUAAGGAUCAUCGACGAUGAGGAGUACGAGAAGCAUGAAAACUUCUUCAUCGUGCUGGAGGAGCCUCGCUGGCUGAAGAGAGGAAUCUCAGCUCUGCUGCUCAACCAAGAGGGGACCGAAGGUCAGAUGAGUGCUGAGGAGGAGGAAGCACGGCGGAUAGCGGAGAUGGGGAAGCCCAUUCUGGGGGAGCACAGCCGGCUGGAGGUCGUCAUUGAGGAGUCGUACGAGUUCAAGAGCACCGUGGACAAGCUGAUCAAGAAGACCAACCUGGCCCUGGUUAUCGGCACGCACUCGUGGAGGGAGCAGUUUGUGGAGGCGGUGACCGUCAGUGCAGGUGACGGCGACGAUGACGAGGAGGGGCGUGAAGAGCACCUUCCGUCCUGUUACGACUACUUCAUGCACUUCCUCACCGUCUUCUGGAAGGUCCUGUUCGCCUGCGUGCCGCCCACAGAGAUCUGGAACGGCUGGGCCUGUUUCUGUGUCUCCAUCAGCGUCAUCGGCCUCCUCACCACCAUCAUCGGAGACUUGGCGUCGCACUUCGGAUGCACCGUGGGCCUCCGGGACACCGUGACUGCCGUGGUGUUCGUGGCUCUGGGGACUUCCAUCCCAGACACGUUCGCCAGCAAAGUGGCAGCCAUCCAGGACCAGCACGCCGACGCCUCAGUGGGGAACGUCACCGGGAGCAACGCCGUCAACGUCUUCCUGGGCAUUGGCGUGGCGUGGUCAGUGGCGGCCGUCUACUGGAAGAUCGAGGGGAGGGAAUUCCAUGUGAACCCAGGGUCGCUGGCCUUCUCCGUGACGCUCUUCACCAUCUUUGCUUUCAUCUGCAUGGCCGUGCUGUUGUUCCGGCGCCGGCCGUCUAUCGGCGGCGAGCUGGGCGGCCCACGGGGAGCCCGCAUCCUCACCACCCUGUUGUUCCUGGGUCUGUGGUUCCUCUACAUCCUGUUCUCCAGCCUGGAGGCCUACUGCCAUAUCACCGGCUUCUAAAGCAGAGAGCAGCAGUUUACAUCUGUUCGGAGGGCUUCCUGCUGCCUGGAGGGUCCGGGCUUCUGACACCGGGACCCAGCACAAACACACACUCACACUCACACACACACACACACACUACAUGCAUGUUUCUGCCAUCCCAAACACACACAAGUUGCAGGUCUGGCAGAAGGCGAGAGGAAGUGUUGAGAUCGAGGAGAGUGUGAAGUUUACUGUCUCCAGACAUCAGGACGUGGACACACCAGCUGUACCAUGUGACCCGAACUGUGGCGUCCUGCAGCUGACUGUGUGUGGUUUCGUCCACCGCUUCUGCGGGUGCAUCUUCGUGACAAAAAAGGAGUGGAAUGUUUACAACAACAUGAUGUGUGUUUACGACUUCAACGUGGCGAAGCUCCUCAGCCGAGGGCCAAUCUCCACACGCGCUGUACAUACCAGAUAUAUCCUGUACAUAGAGAGUGCUGUUGGCCGGAGACCUCAGAUCCAGAAGGAACCUCGAGGUGGUGGUCGUCUUCCCUCCGACUCAACUGCUGACCGGCGCCACCUCCGUCAGCUACACUGUAAAUAUACGGAUGACAUGAGAGCGGACUGUCAUUCACGGGUUAAAAAAAAAGUCGACAAGAUUCAGGAUUUACUUUAAAUUGUUCACUUGACAUCAAAGGACUGAGGGUAUUCAUCAGCCUCAAACGUGACGACUCAUCAUCGUGUGUGUUCUGUGAUCCAAUCAAACCACUCACCUUGAGUUUAUUCAAGUGUCUUUGUCUACAUUGUCCUACAUUGUCUCAUGAAAUUCAUCGUUUUUUCUCUUAAUUUCCACAUUGCGACUCCUUUGAUUCGUCUCCCUUCAGUUCUGAGUUUCUCAACAUCCUACUGAGCAACUCACCCUGACUCUUAUUUCACUCUCCAUCACAUUUGACUUAGUACCUGAUAGGUGGACUUACUGUCUUACUGAUAUUUUAUGGUUUUGACUGUGUAGUGGAUCGUUUUGACUCUUCUGUUGAUGAUGUAACCUUGACAAAACGUUUCUGUUUUACUGAGCAUCUCUUGGUUGAUAGAGAAUACCAUUCUUUUUUGAACAUUUAUAAGUAACUCAGUUUUGAAUUAUACUAUUUUACUCAUAGUUUAAUUAUUGUUAUGAUUAUUUUUGUUUUGACUUGUAAUGCCAGAGUCUCAUGAUGUCACUGAACACCUGAUAGUAUUGACUGAUAUUGACUGAUCACCUCAUUUUGACCUCAGUUUUUAUGCACUUCAUUGUUUUGUUGUAUUUUAUUGCAGUACUUUUGAGUUCAUGUUGAUGUCAGAGUCGCAGGAGGAGAUGAAUGUGGCCAUACUUGUUUAAUGUGGAUGUGGAUGGAACAGACUCCUCCAUGACUGAAGAAGACACAUGCAUGGUCAGAACAAGAACCUGUUGUGACUGAAAUAUUGUGACACCCCAAGACUUUUUCACUAAAGAUUCUUCCUGCAUUAUUACCUUUAUUUUGGACGUUCUGUCAUCCAAGCUUCAGACGACGGCAGAAGGUUCUCCACUCUAGUUACCAGAGUGAUCAAUCAGAUCAAAAGAUUGGAGCUGAGUGUGCAAGUAUAUAUUUAGAUCAGGUCAAAUCCAGAUCGGAGUAUAACUUCUGUGACAUCCUCGCUUCUCUUCCUCGACACCAGAGCCAGUCCAAUAGUUUACCCUUUCUAACCUUUCUAAAAACUGAUUUUGUAUCUUUUUCUGGUAGCUGACGUAGAUUCUUUUGUACUCCUCAACAAUGUCUUGCAUCUUCUGGAAGCGGUUUAGUGGAUUUUUAUAUAUUUCCUACGGCAAGGAAGUUUCUGUUUUUUUGACCUGUUGCCACUGUAUCUUCAUCUCAUCUGCUGUGCUCCAGUUGCUCCCACAGUUUUAUUUCAUGUCUGGUAUUCAGUUUGCACUCAAUUUGUCUUAUUCCAGUUUUUGUUGAUCUCUGGCUGCUCCAUCCCCUCUGAGAUCAAAUGACAGGAGUCACCUGCACUUGAGAAAAAUGAUAUGAACCCCAACCUUCAUAAGGAAUACCCUGUUAGCCACCAGUAGGACAGGCAUCUCUCUUUCGCUCUCAUCUCGAGUCAGAAGAUCCUGACUUAGAUUCCCUUUGUUCGACUUGCAAACUCAUGACUUCACUCCUUGCCUCAGAAUAUUCCGCUGCUGCUCAAACUUUGGAGGUAGCAGCUCAAUGUAAUGGGCAUCUGGGUGACCUCCUCGUAUCAGAUCUCUGUAACCGCAGUAGUUGUGUGCACCGCCACGUUUGAGUUGAAAUGUUGAGAAACGAAGUUUAAAAAAAGUUGAUAUAUUGAAGUAUAAAGUCGCUAGAACACCUUGAGUGGUGGACAGAGGCUUUGUUACGUGGUGAUGUUAUUCAUGUAUAUUUACAGAUUAAUUUAUUUAGAUAUUUAUUCAUUUAUGUAGAAGAUUAUGUAGCUAUAAUGAAGCUGCGCCGCCGCAGUUUCUAAGUGCAAUACACUUUAAUCACUUUAGUUGUCGCCAGGUCCAGUUUCUGCUCAGUGUUUGUCGAAAAGCCUCCCAUGUUCGUCAUCAUCUGUUUCUGUUAGCGGAGCAGCUUCCCAGUGUAAAGUAGCAUGUUUACAUGAAGGGUCACCUGCUGAAUGGAGGUCAGAGCUGUCCACGAUGUCCCAGUGAUGCUCCUGCUUCCAUGAACUUCUCUACUGACUGUCUUUGCUGUUCUCUAUCUAGAUGUGCCCCCGCCACCUCCUCCCCUUGUGUUUGUCCGUGUUUCUGUGCAGAUGCAUGAAGACUCGUGUGAAUGUGUGUUAGCAGCAUGGUCUACUGUGGUGGACGCCCAUAGACACCUUUUUUUUACCCUGUGGUCCAGAGCAAACACCACCUGAAGCUCUGGUUCAGAAACAGAAAGUGUAAGUCGGUGAAAACAAGGUCCCCUGCUUGUUGAGGUCAUUGAUGUCAAGAUAAAAGCCUGUAUGGAGGCGUCAACGGUCCCAGGUCAUCUUCUGUUGUUGUACUGUUGUGUCUGUGUUCGUGCUUCCCCCCGAUUUCUUCUGGCAUCUGCCUCCUCUUCAAAAGUCUGUGAACUUGUGAUGAUGAACUGCCUGACCCUUUGUAGGGAGAUACUGACUGCGUUGAUACAAUAACCUGUGAUAGACAUAUAUACAUUUAUUCAGUGAUGUUACAAAUGAUUAGCUGAAGAUAAGCUUUCAUUCUUUUUCUAAAGAAAUGCUGAGGAUAAAAAAAAUCUUUGGGAGGGAAGAGCUUAUUUCUGAGAACAUGGCAUGAAGUGUAAUAAUGUGUUAAUGGAACAACAUGACGGUGAUCUGAUUUAAAUAUAGUUUAUUUUCAA